UUUGUGUUUCUCCAUCGGGUCUUCAUUUCCUGUCUCGUUUCGAUCUGCGCCAUCGCUCGGGGCUUAAACUCGAAUCGGAUCAUUGGACCGUUGGAGUCAUGGCGCGGCCAUUGACUCGGCUCAUCUCUGUCGUAUCCGUAAUUCUAUACCUUGCGCGGUUGGGUCCUUGGGUGGCUAUCUGUGGUGAACCCAGCAACGUGUUACUCUUGCGAAGUGAUCACGAGGGCUCACGUCCUGCUAUGAUUCUCCCGCUACAUCUCUCUGCUCCCGUUUCUUCCAAGUUCGCCUUCAAUUCACGACGUCAACUCCAGAGAUCCGAGCCCAAACGCCAUCCUAACGCUCGCAUGCGACUCUACGACGAUCUACUUCUAAACGGGUACUAUACCACGCGGCUUUGGAUUGGUACUCCUCCGCAGAGGUUUGCUCUUAUUGUUGAUACUGGGAGUACUGUUACGUAUGUCCCGUGCUCUACUUGCCAACACUGCGGCAAGCACCAGGACCCAAAGUUCCAGCCAGACAUGUCGGAAACCUAUCAACCUGUCAAAUGCACAGCGGAUUGCAACUGUGACAAUGACAGGAUGCAGUGCAUGUAUAAGAGACAGUAUGCUGAAAUGAGUUCUAGCAGUGGGGUUCUCGGUGAGGAUGUUGUAUCCUUUGGAAACCAGAGUGAGCUUGCCCCCCAACGUGCUGUUUUUGGCUGUGAAAAUGUUGAGACUGGUGAUCUUUAUAGUCAGCAUGCUGAUGGGAUCAUGGGUUUGGGCCGUGGAGAUCUCAGUAUGAUGGAUCAUCUGGUUGAUAAAAAGGUAAUAAGUGAUUCAUUCUCACUAUGCUAUGGUGGAAUGGAUGUUGGUGGAGGUGCAAUGGUUCUUGGUGGUUUAACUCCCCCAGCAGACAUGGUCUUUACACAUUCAGAUCCUGUUCGAAGUCCAUAUUACAACAUUAAUUUGAAGGAGAUACAUGUUGCGGGGAAGCGAUUGCAUUUAAACCCAAAUGUUUUUGAUGGCAAACAUGGAACUGUCUUGGAUAGUGGCACAACUUAUGCAUACCUACCAGAAGCUGCAUUUCUCGCAUUUAAACAUGCUAUUAUGAAGGAACUUCACUCUUUGAAGCAAAUCAGUGGUCCAGAUCCAAAUUAUAAGGAUAUAUGUUUUUCUGGUGUUGGAAUUGAUGUCUCUAAACUCUCUAAAAGCUUUCCAGUGGUUGACAUGGUAUUUGGAAAUGGCCACAAGUUUUCAUUGUCACCGGAAAAUUACUUGUUCAGGCAUUCAAAAGUGCGAGGUGCAUAUUGUCUGGGUGUCUUCCCAAAUGGAAAGGAUCCAACUACUCUUUUAGGAGGCAUCAUUGUCCGUAACACUCUUGUAAUGUAUGAUCGCGAGCAUACAAAAAUUGGUUUCUGGAAAACUAAUUGUUCUGAGUUAUGGGAAACACUACACCUCUCUGAUGCCCCACCACCGGUGCCUCCAAAUUCAGAAGGAACAAAUAUAACCAAAGCAUUUGAGCCUUCAAUUGGUCCAUCUGCGUCACAGUAUAAUUUACAUCUAGGUGAACUCCAAAUUGCUCAAAUAACAAUUGUAAUUUCAUUUAACAUCAGCUACAUGGAUAUGAAGCCUUACAUUACAGAAUUGGCAGGACUCAUAGCUCAUGAGUUAGAUGUUAAUACUUCACAGGUUCACUUAAGGAAUUUUUCUUCUCUUGGAAAUGGUUCCCUCUCUAGAUGGAUCAUAACCCCGGGACCAUAUGCUGAUUUCUUUUCUAACACUACUGCAAUGAGUAUAGUUGCCCGGCUCUCUGAACAUCGCAUGCAACUUCCUGAGACAUUCGGAAGCUAUAAGUUACUUGAUUGGAAUACUGAACCUCCAUCAAGAAGGACUUGGUGGCAGCAAUAUUAUUUGGUUGUGGCUUUAGCUGUUAUGCUUACUUUGCUUCUAGGAGUAUCAGCCUUAGGACUAUUCUUAAUUUGGAAAAACCGACAGCAGGCGGAGCCCUCAUACAAGCCAGUUGAUGUGGCUAUCCCGGAGCAGGAACUUCAGCCAUUAUGAGCUACAUUUGUACUACUGCUGCUUAAUGGUUUGCCUGAUUAGUGUGGCUAGCAUUUUCGAAUCCAUCAGGACUUAAAGUAUACAACCAUAGUCACUCAACUGAUUAAGAUUUUUGUUUCAAAGAAAUCAGGCUGUCUAUCGUAUAUAACGAAACCCUGAUACACGUAUAGAAAGAAAGAAGUCGUUAGAAGUUCUAUCAUCUGUAAACGCAUUUUUGUUUGUGAUUAUUGCAAUAUACCGGUGAAUCAACGGGUAGCAACAUUAGUUUGUACUGCAAUUUUUAUUUUUAUUUUUGGUAGAUGUUCGCAUUUUUAUGUAGCUGUUGCUUUUUAUUUGGUUUGUAUUCUUAUUUUUCUGGUUCUGUUUUUCUCACCGAGGAUAGUUAUUAUAUGUGGUCCAAGAAAAUGUCCUGUAUCAGUCUAUUUACUAAUAAUGAUUAGUAAUA
Gastrolobium bilobum is the source of this 2484-nucleotide messenger RNA. RefSeq names its product aspartic proteinase 36-like. Gene Ontology annotation, biological process: proteolysis. The transcript is spliced from 12 exons. The record is from RefSeq and is a predicted model, not a curated record. NCBI's taxonomy places the organism in Eukaryota, Viridiplantae, Streptophyta, Magnoliopsida, Fabales, Fabaceae. Gene Ontology annotation, molecular function: aspartic-type endopeptidase activity. Bases 99 to 2039 code for a protein of 646 amino acids.